ACGUGUUGUAAAUUUAUAUGUUUAACUGAUGACAAAAUGCCGACAGUUAAUCGGCAAUCGAUGACGCCGGAGCAACGGAAGGAGAAGAUGCGCGAGCUGAAGCAGCUGCAGCGCCAAAGGGAUGAGGAGGAUACGCGAACAACACUACAUGACUGUAUGAGUAUGUGCUAUUUAACCGAGUCUCAGGAAGACGACCAACGAAAGCCCGAGAUAGUAUUCGUACGUGGCGAAAUACCGGCUUAUUUGCGGGGUGAUCAAACUAAAAUUGUGGUCGUUAUACCUGAUGAGCUCUAUCGAAGAUUCAUACGCGAUGUAUAUUUGUCGGCAUGCUUUUACAUACUGAUCUGCGGCUCCACCUGGCUGAUCAUAUCGAUCUUGAAAAUCAAUUUGCGCGCCAAGGUGCCAGUGCCGUUCUAUGUGUGGUUCAUAAUUGCGGUUUUCCAGUUUGAUAUGAUGAUGUGCUAUCCGAAGAUGCAGCACAUCUUUCCGCUUAACUGGAUACUCGACUUCCUGUAUGUGUUCCUACUAACACUAGGCGGCGCCUAUGGGAUGGAUCUAUUGAGUUGGAAACUGUUGCUGAUCUUCCAGGGCGGUGCGCUCGUUUUGAUAGCAUUGCUGCACCUCAUGGGCAUACACUGCCCGCCCACCCAGGGGCUAUGCGAGCGACUGAUGAGCUGCCUGGCUAGCAUAUUUCUGUUCGCCUCACAGAUCUUAUUCUUUGUGCUGUUAUUCUAUAGCCCACCGAUCCUUUGCUUAGUGUUCUUUGUCCUGCUACUGUCGAGUCAGAUCAUACUAACGCCCUACAAUGUGCAACUCAUACACGGACGCCUCAGAGAAAUAACAUUUUUCAGAACGAGCUAUUCAGCCCUCUUGAUCUGCAUGGAAUUUACCGUCUGUGUCCUGUCUUUUGGGGCCUUCUAUUUGUUUUAUGUCUACGUGGAAACGGGCGUAUGGCCUAACUGGUCGUACACGGGUUAAUUUUAAAUCGUAUAUUCACAAUAUAUCUAUGUAUGUACAGUAUAUUCUCCCUUUUAAUUGAACUGAA
Drosophila arizonae is the source of this 1045-nucleotide messenger RNA. RefSeq lists its product as uncharacterized. The record is from RefSeq and is a predicted model, not a curated record. Lineage: Eukaryota; Metazoa; Arthropoda; Insecta; Diptera; Drosophilidae.